UGGAUCGGUUAGUUGUGGACUGUUAGCUGCGAAAUAAACACCCGUUUUUGCGCAGGCCUAGAUCGAUCGGGGUAGACAAAUUUGAAAAAACGAUCAUUCGAAUUUUUCGAUUUCGGGUAGAAUUAGGUACGUUUCGAUUAAGGCAGAGGGCUGGUGGGUCCUUACCCAGGUCAACGUCCAAACGCACUGCAGAGUCGAGAGUGGCCCAGGGUAGUGUCAAAAGUGCACCGAAAUGAUACACUUGAGAACGUUGUGGGGUUGGGUGACAGUGCUUGGCAGUCUGGCGGUAACACGUGCGCUUGAAGGUGAGCAGUGUCGCUUUGGUCGCGACGAUGGAGUCUGCGUUGCUUACAGCACAUGUCGUCCAGUGCUGGAAGCCCUCGGCACCCGGUUCAACAUUUGCAGCUUCAGUCCUCGUGAAGCCAUUGUAUGCUGCCCACUCGACUAUCGCGCCCAGCUACAACGAAUUCAGCAACAGGACGCUGCCCAGAGCGUCAGCUCCAAAAAAUGCAAGGAGUACGUUCGACAGUCCACACCGAUCGUAUUUCUUAGUUCGCUUAAACCCAAUGCCGAGGUGGUCCAGAAACGGGGCAAACAAUGUUCCAACGACAACAAGCUGAUCAUCGGCGGAGAAGCGGCCAAGCUGGGUGAGUUUCCGCACAUGGCCGCCCUCGGCUAUCGGGACUUUCCGGAUGAUCCUAUCGAGUACAAAUGCGGCGGUACGUUGAUUAGCGAUCGGUUCGUUCUGACGGCCGCUCACUGCAUUGCUCCGGGGCUGGAGACGGUGCGCUUGGGAGACUUGAAUCUGGUGUCGGAUACGGAUGGGGCCACGCCGCAGGAGUUUUCCGUUCAGGAUACCUUCGGUCAUCCGCAGUAUUCGGGCAAAUCGAAGCAAAACGAUAUCGCGCUGGUCCAGUUGAGCGGGAAGGUGGGCUUCAGUCAAAGAAUUCGACCAGCGUGUUUGUACCAAUCGGUGAAUGUGGAAGAACAGAAGCUGAUCGCAUCGGGAUAUGGCGCUGAGGAGAAUUACGGUCCCAAUUCGAACAUUCUCAUGAAGGUGGUCCUGGAUCAGUUCGACCAGUCGACGUGUCUCAGCUACUACUCCCGGGCCGGAGUGAGCCGACUCACCGAUAGCCAGAUGUGCGUCGGAUUUAAAGCCGGUGGACGUGACACAUGCCAAGGGGACUCCGGUGGUCCGCUGCAGGUUCGCGAUCCGAAAAACGAUUGCAUCUUCCACGUGGUAGGCAUUACGUCGUAUGGGACGUACUGCGGCGGAGAGGUGCCAGCCAUUUACACCCGCGUCGGGUCCUUCCUACCGUGGAUCGAAUCGAUCGUGUGGGGCGCUUGACGGAUGAAAGCUAAUCAGGUUUAAUUCAUAAAAGAAAGAAAUAAAGUGAAACGAUCCUCGUGCCAUUUGAUGCGUUGUUCGAGUGACGACGUUGCUGAGUUACAGAGUGGCUCAGUGCGCAUAACUUGUUUUGUAUACAAUCGUGUA
Molecule: messenger RNA, 1495 nt
Organism: Armigeres subalbatus
Lineage: Eukaryota; Metazoa; Arthropoda; Insecta; Diptera; Culicidae
Product: serine protease snake-like
Exons: 5
Coding region: 233-1348 (371 amino acids)
Biological process (GO): proteolysis
Molecular function (GO): serine-type endopeptidase activity
Source: RefSeq, a predicted model, not a curated record